Papaver somniferum (opium poppy) is the source of this 2913-nucleotide messenger RNA. RefSeq lists its product as uncharacterized. The coding region runs from base 1 to 2913 and encodes 970 amino acids. The transcript has 5 exons. NCBI's taxonomy places the organism in Eukaryota, Viridiplantae, Streptophyta, Magnoliopsida, Ranunculales, Papaveraceae. The record is from RefSeq and is a predicted model, not a curated record.
AUGUUAAGGAAAAAUAUUGAUUGCUUAUGUGAUGCUAAUGGUGUUUGGUUCAAUGAUAGUAAAGAUAUUACAAAUAUGCUGGUUGAUCAUUUUGCUCAGACUGUCAAGAAUAUGUCUCCCUGGAGUUCUCCUGGCCCAGAUGGGUUUCAAGAUGGAUUCUAUCGUUACAUCUGGGACAUUGAUGGUAAGGAUGUCACCAAUGAUGUGCAAGGUUUUUUUGAAUCAGGUUAUAUGCCUACUGAAUUCAAUAACACUUAUCUUAGUUUAAUACCUAAAUGUGAUAAUGCUAUAAGGCAUGUUGAUUUUAGACUUAUAGGAUUAUGUAAUACCAUUUAUAAGGUCAUAUUUAAGAUAAUUGCUGAUAGAAUUAAACCUCAUUUAAAGCAUAUAAUUUCAUCUUACCAACCUGCUUUUGCGCCAGGAAGGGAUAUUCAUGACAAUAUUAUUAUUCCACAUGAAAUGAUCCAUAUUAUGAAACAUAAAGAAGGCCAAAGUGGAACCAUGGCUUUAAAACUUGAUCUCUCUAAGGCCUUUGAUAGGAUUGAAUGGAGUUUUCUUCUAGGAGUUCUUAAAGAGUUUGGCUUUGAUGAUAAAUUUUAUGGUUAUAUUAAUCAAUGCAUUUCUACCACUAAUAUAUCUGUCUUGCUGAAUGGUUCUCCUACUCAUGAUUAUACUCCUUCUAGAGGUGUUAGACAAGGUGAUCCAUUAUCACCUUAUCUAUUCAUAUUAUGCAUGGAAUACUUAUCUAGACUUUUAUUGAAUGCUGAGACUAAUCAUCUUAUUUCAGGUGUAAAAGCAGUUAGAAAUGCUCCAGGUAUUACUCGCCUUAUGUUUGCUGAUGAUAUCCUGAUAUUUGUGAAGGCAGACAUGCAUAAUAUUCAUGGUGUUAUGGAAGUUCUUGAUUUUUUUGGUAAAGUUUCUGGUCAGGUGCUAAACCUUGAUAAAUCUAGUGUUUAUUUUAGUUAUAAUCUCAGCCCCAGUACUAGAGAGAUCCUAGCAAGUGAACUUAAAAUGACUGAAAUGAAAGACACAGAUAAAUACUUGGGUGUAUCUCUUUUGAUAGGUAGAAAUAAGACUAAAGCCUUUAGACCUAUGAUACAAUCCUUUGACACUAGACUAAAAACCUGGAAGGGGAAAACUAUGAACCAAUCAGCUAGAACUACUAUGGUAAAGCAUGUUUUAAAUUCCAUACCAACUUAUAUUAUGAGUUGUUUUAGAAUUCAAAAAACCAUGAUAGAUCAGAUGGAUUCCAUACAAAAGCAUUUUUGGUGGGGUCAUAGUAACAACAAAGACCUUUGUCUAAUAGGUUGUAACAAACUUAUUAUUCCUAAGGCUUUAGGUGGUCUUGGUUUUAGAAAUUUAGAGCAUUUUAAUUCUGCCAUGUUAACAAAAAUAGCUUGGAAAGCUUGCGGUGAGGAUAACUCUCUGUGUAUGCAGAUUAUAAGAGCUAAAUAUGGUACAAAUGGUAGAUUACUUCAUUUAGAUAAGUUGAAAGAGGAAAGUUCAUGGUUAUGGAUAAGCAUUUAUUCUGGAAUUGAGAUUGUUCAACAACAUUCGAUAUGGAUUGUUCAAUGUGGAACAAAAAUAAACAUUUGGCUAGAUAAUUGGAUUAUUGGAUUUAAUAGUCCACCUGUCCCAAUUAUGGGUCUUUAUAGCAUUGUUACUUUUACUCUAGUUUGUGAUAUUUUUCUUCCUAAUACUAGAACUUGGAAUGAGAACCUAAUUCAAUCUCUGUUUAAUCAUGAAACUACCACUGCCAUUCUUAAUAUGAAUGUUUCCACAACUGGUGAAGACUAUCUUAUUUGGAAACCAGAUAGAAAAGGUAAGUUCUCUGUCAAAAGUGCUUAUGAUACUCUGUGUGUUAGUCAAGUAGAUAACACUAUUGGUGGUGAUACUAUUCCAACAAUAGUUUGGAAGACACUCUGGCAUACUAAAGUCCCUAACAGGAUGCAACUCUUUGUCUGGAAAUGCUUAAAAGAUAUUGUUCAUGUGAGAGAUAAAAUAUCUAGAUAUAAACAUGAAGUGGAACCUCAUUGUGUUUUGCGUAAUCAUAGUACUGAAACUACUAGUCAUUUGUUAUCUCAGUGCAACUAUGCUAAGGAAAUAUGGAAUGCUUUAAACAUUGAUAUACCUCUUGAUAUUAAACCUAAUGUCCAAAGUACAGUGAUCAGAAUUCAUAACUUGGUACAGCAAUGCAACUUUGUUGCUGCAGCUGUUACUAUGCCUAGAAACAGCAAGGCCUUAGGAGCUAAAGGAUGGAGUUUGGAAGAGGAAGUGGAAGCUGAGAUUGGACCUGAAAAUUUUGAAUGCAAAGCUCUAGUCAAGAAAAUGUCAACUUCCAGCGGCAACGAUUACGAUUAUUAUUACUCCUCUUCUUCCUCCAGCUCUUCUGAUGAGGAUUCCAAAGAUUCUGUAGCCAAAUCGAAAUCUAAGACAACUCAUUAUGAUGGAGCGAAGCCUAGCAUACCCUUGAUUGAUCAAAGGGUCACUUAUGUUGAACUUAUGAAGAGAAAGGCUGAAGAUGACGAAGCAGAGAAUCGUCAGCGCAGAAGGGAUCAAACCCGGCGCCGAGUACAAGCGGCUGAGGAGAGACGUCGAUUUGUAGAUGGGGUACCCUCUGACUCUGAUGCUGAUGCUUCUGAAGAGGAAACUGCGUGGAUGUUUACAGAGCGCAAGAUCAAGCCUGACCGAUAUGAAAGAGAGUUCCGGAAGAGCAUGAAGCAAAUUGAAGCUGAAGCUGAAGCAGAAGAAGACUCGAACUCGGAUGUUGAUCCUGAUGCUCAUCCAGACUUCAUCGACGGUCCUGGCGCUGAUUCCGAUGAAGAGGAAGACAAUGAUGACAAAUCUGAUAACUCGGAUGACAAGAAGGACAACUAUGACGACUCUGACAAUUCAGAUGAGUCUGACGAGUAG